Molecule: messenger RNA, 1611 nt
Organism: Quercus lobata
Lineage: Eukaryota; Viridiplantae; Streptophyta; Magnoliopsida; Fagales; Fagaceae
Product: serine/threonine-protein phosphatase 7 long form homolog
Exons: 5
Coding region: 1-1611 (536 amino acids)
Biological process (GO): meristem maintenance; meristem development
Source: RefSeq, a predicted model, not a curated record
AUGGCGGCCGGAGACACACUCAUUUCACUUGCCCAUGGUGAGAUGACCAUCACACUACAAGAUAUGGAGGUUAAAAUGGGGGUACCUGUAGAUGGCUUGCCAUUGGUGGAAUGUAUACCCCCGACGGGCAGUUGGCGUGACAUCUGUCGUAGAUUGCUAGGGCAUAUACUGCCAGAUAGAGAACUUGGUCAUAAUAAGAACACUGGAGUGCUGGAAGGGGCGAGGGUAAAAGCCAAAUGGCUUGAGGAUCGGUUUAGCAACCCUCUCUCGGUUGACGCCCCUGAGGCGCUUGUGCAAAAGUAUGCUCGGUUUUACAUAGUGGAGUUGUUAGGUGGUACGCUAUUUAUGGACAAGUCUGGAGAACGGAUCUCAAUUAGGUAUCUGCAAUUUUUCGAUCCAAUCAGAAAUGGAAAGAAGUAUAAUUGGGGUAGUGCAGCACUAAGUUGGCUCUAUAGACACCUCUGUAAGGCAUCAGAGAAGACAGCCAAGCAGAUUGGCGGUGCACUGUUAUUGGUGCAGUUGUGGGCGUGGGCGAGGUUUCCCCACAUAUGUCCUAUGAUGAGGCAUCCACACCAGGCACUGCCUCCAGGUCCACUUGCUGUCAGAUGGAAAGGGGCUAAGAUAACAACUGAACAUUCAAUGCACGUCCUACAUGCCUAUCGUGUGUCGCUUACUUCGCUACGGCCAAAUCGGAUUAUCUGGGAGCCGUAUAGAAAUUAUUUGCGUUCUCUACCUGCAUAUUGUACGGCAGGCCAACACAUAUGGAGGUCUAUUGUGCCGCUCAUACAUUUUUGGGUGGUUGAAGGCCAUCAUCCCGAACGUGUUCUCCGACAGUUUGGGAUGAAGCAAGGCAUACCAGUCGAUAUUGAUACUUCAAUUGAACUGCACAAGAUCACCCUCCAGGGCAAGCACCAUGAAGAUUGGGCCGAAGUACAUGCCCCGCAUAUUGCUAAAUGGGCUGUGCACGCUAGAAUUACCGAUGCACCGGCCUUUCAUGGGGAGAUGAGCUACAAUGACGAGUAUAUGGUGUGGUUUUGUCCCCGCACUGUUUGCCAUAUUACAAAAGAGACUUCGUAUUGGGACACUUUGGUUGAAUUGCAGUUGAGCAUUAUAGCGAAGUGCGAACCAGGGUCUGAGAUCUACACCGACUCUAUUAAUGCCUUGCAAGCUGUUGAAGAGAUUGGUCGGUUAACCUUGGACCAUGCACGCGAUGUGGGCAACACAAGUGAACUGGCUGUACGGUGUGGUCGGCAAGCAGGUGGACGUCAAGGGCAUGGAGGCCGUCAAUCUAGUCAGCGUCAUACAUCUAGUCGGCCUCCCACAUCUGGUCAGCGUCACACACCCGUGCCCACAUCUAGUCGACGUCCCACAUCUGCUCAGCGUCCUUCAUCUGGUUCGCGUCACACACCCGUGCCCACAUCUAGUCGGCGUCACACACCCGUGGCCACAUCUACUCGGCGCCACAAACCCGUGCAUGACCACACCAUGGAGGAAGCAAGUCAGACAAUAGAUGGGAUGUGUUUGGACACUACUUAUGACAUAGUCUCCAUGGCACACGAUGAUGCGGAUCCAUCCCAUACAUUUGCCCAUGGAGACACAUUUGGAUGGUAG